AACUUUUUUAACGUUUUAUUUCAGGAAACCCUGAAAAACUCUGAUGCUCCCAGAGUUAUAAAUGUUUCUUCCAUGGCAUCUAUUCAACCAAGUCCAAUAGACUAUACACAGAUCAAGAAAGGACAGGAUUACGAGGUUGAUUUAGUGUAUCAAGUCUCCAAGUUUAUGAACGCCCUGUUUACAAAAGAGCUCGUAAGGAGAUGGGGUUCGGAAGGAUUUCAAUCCUUUUCUCUUCACCCUGGCGUUGUCAGGACUGAAAUAUUCCAGAAUAUGGAGUCUCCUCCAUGGUAUAAGAAACUACCUCCAAUCCUACAAACCAUUCUUGGAAAAAUGCUUCUGGUGUUUUCAUAUAUCUAUGGAAAAACAGCUAAACAGGGUGCUCAAACUUCUAUCUAUUGCUGUGUAGAAAAUGGUUUAGUGAACGGAGAAUAUUAUCAAGAUUGCCGACUUGCACCCUGGUGGUGGAAGAACUCUGAACUAGACAAUGAAGACUGGAGUAGAAAAUUAUGGGAAUUCUCUGAGAAACUUGUAAAUUAGUUCUAAACAAAUACCAAUAUUAGAUAUAUACUUAGAUAUAUACUUUCUUAAAACAAUGUUAAAAUCUUAAGUUAUAAUAAUUUUAUUCUUGUUUUUAA
This is a messenger RNA of Eurytemora carolleeae, 635 nucleotides long. Its product is annotated as retinol dehydrogenase 11. NCBI's taxonomy places the organism in Eukaryota, Metazoa, Arthropoda, Copepoda, Calanoida, Temoridae. The transcript has 8 exons. The coding region runs from base 73 to 537 and encodes 154 amino acids. The record is from RefSeq and is a predicted model, not a curated record.